CCGUCAGACCAAGGAGUGUACGUGCGGUGCGAGCGCGAGAGGAUGCAGGAGGCCGCGGAGCAGCAGCGGAGCUCGAGUGACGGCGCGCCCGCCAGAGGAGCGGGAGUCCCGGGCAGCGGAGGCGGAGCGGGUCCCGGAGGAGGCGAGCGGGACAGAGAACGGGCUACUUUCGAGUGUAAUAUCUGCCUGGACACCGCCCGAGACGCGGUCAUCAGCCUGUGCGGACACCUCUUCUGUUGGCCAUGUCUUCAUCAGUGGUUGGAGACGCGGCCCAGCAGACAGCAGUGUCCCGUGUGUAAAGCAGGAAUCAGCAGAGAUAAAGUCAUUCCACUGUACGGCCGCGGCAGCACCAGCCAAGAGGAUCCCAGAUUGAAAACCCCACCACGACCUCCGGGUCAAAGAACAGAGCCGGAGAGCAGAGGGGCGUUUCAGGGUUUCGGUGACACAGGGUUUCACAUGUCAUUUGGAAUCGGUGCUUUUCCGUUUGGCUUUUUCACCACAGUCUUCAAUACCAACGACCCGUUUCACAGACCAGAUCCUCAUUAUGCAGCAGAUCACCAAGGCAACGGAAAUGCAACCAAUGGAAACAACUGGCAGGACUCGCUCUUCCUCUUCCUCGCCAUCUUCUUCUUCUUCUGGAUGUUGAGUGUGUGAAAUGAUGGGCACACACACACACACACACACACACACACACACACAAAGGUGGACUCAGUCUCUCUUUUAGCCCAUCUUUGAAGUGUAAGAUACAUACACUUGCCCUCUCUAUCUGUCUGUCUGCACAUGUGCAUAUAUGCACACACACAUGGCACGGGUUGAACUGUAGCUGUAUCAGUGUUGAGAAAGAGAGAGACAGUAUUAAUGACUGCUGUCAGAAAAACAAACACUUCAUGAGUUUAUUCAGAAAAUAAUUGUGAGCUCUGUUAAUAAAGGAAUAAUUCACCCAAAAAUGAAAGACUUGUCAUUAUGUACUCAUUAUUAUUUUCUUACUUCUAGGAAGUGCAUAGAGGUUUGGAACAACUUGAGGGUGAGUAAAUGGUGACAGACUUCAUUUUUGGGUUCUCGAGACGUUAUUAAACAUUCACACUCUCUGAAGCGUCUUCAUGCCAAAGAAAUUCUGAAGUUCUUAGAGAAAUAUGCAGACAGAAUGUGAUUCAUGUAGUUAGGACAAACUAAUGUAUUUAGACACGCUUGAAAGAGGUUUGUCCAGAAAUGUGUGUUUUGGACUGAAUCGCGUUCAGGCCAUUGCACUGUGCUUUCCAAAACGGGAAUAAGUUUGAUAUUUGAUGAACCGUUAUUUACUCUGCCAAACACUGCGCACGCUGAGGGACUUUCUUAUAUUGUCUCGUAUUAGUUUUCUUAUAAUUAAUUCUGCUUCAGUAAAUCACAUCUCUUAUAGUUACUGACUAACUCUGUAAAUCUGAAGAAAACAAGAACGUUUUAAUGAUAAAUGUUGACUAUUUAAGAAGACAAAAGAAAAUCCUUAAGAAGUCUUUUUAGGGAAUAACAUUUUUCUAAACUUCUUUUUUUGUUUUUUAGGUUAGAAACUAAUAAGUCGAGAACACAGCAAAAACAUUUUCUUACUGAGAAUUUUUGUCUUGUUUUCCAGUAAAACAACAUUCUUAAAACAAGAUACACUUCAGAGACCAAUAUUUUAACUGAUAUUUCCACUUAAUCAGUUAUUGGAUCUUUAACUUGGGGAGUCCCUAUAAAGACACAAGAAACUUGAAAUUGUAAAUAUUAAGUUACAGAUAGACCGAUAAUAGGUUUGACCGAUAUUUUUUACAGAUAUUUCCACUUUUCCACUUAAUCGGUUCUUUAAAAUCUGGCUUCCCUGUAAAGGCAUAAACUUUAAAUGUUAAAUAUGAAUUGAGUUACUGAUUGACCGAUAAUCGGUUUCACCGAUAUUUUAACCGAUAUUUCCAAUUAAUCGGUUAUCAGUUCUUUAACAUGGGGAGUCCCUAUGAAGACAUAAACUUGAAAUUGUAAGUAUUAAUUGAGUUAGAAAUAGACCGAUAAUCGGUUUUACCAAUAUUUUAACCGAUAUUUCCACUUAAUCAGUUAUCGGUUCUUUAACAUGGGGAGUCCCUAUAAAGACAUAAACUUGAAAUUUUAAAUAUUAAUUAAUUUAGAUAUUGACCGAUAAUCGGUUUUAACCGAUAUUUCCAAUUAAUCGGUUAUCGGUUCUUUAACAUGGGGCGUCCCUAUAAAGUAAGACACACAAGACUUUACAUUUUAAAUAUUAAUUAAGUUACAGAUAGACCGAUAAUCGGUUUCACCGAUAUUUUAACCGAUAUUUCCAAUUAAUCGGUUAUCGGUUCUUUAACAUGGGGAGUCCCUAUAAAGUAAGACACACAAGACUUUACAUUUUAAAUAUUAAUUAAGUUACAGAUAGACCGAUAAUCGGUUUCACCGAUAUUUUAACCGAUAUUUCCAAUUAAUCGGUUAUCGGUUCUUUAACAUGGGGAGUCCCUAUAAAGUAAGACACACAAGUCUUUACAUUUUAAAUAUUAAUUAAGUUACAGAUAGACCGAUAAUCGGUUUCACCGAUAUUUUAACCGAUAUUUCCAAUUAAUCGGUUAUCGGUUCUUUAACAUGGGGCGUCCCUAUAAAGACAUAAACUUGAAAUUUUAAAUAUUAAUUAAUUUAGAUAUUGACCGAUAAUCGGUUUUAACCGAUAUUUCCAAUUAAUCGGUUAUCGGUUCUUUAACAUGGGGCGUCCCUAUAAAGUAAGACACACAAGACUUUACAUUUUAAAUAUUAAUUAAGUUACAGAUAGACCGAUAAUCGGUUUCACCGAUAUUUUAACCGAUAUUUCCAAUUAAUCGGUUAUCGGUUCUUUAACAUGGGGAGUCCCUAUAAAGUAAGACACACAAGACUUUACAUUUUAAAUAUUAAUUAAGUUACAGAUAGACCGAUAAUCGGUUUUACCGAUAUUUUAACCGAUAUUUCCACUUAAUCAGUUAUCGGUUCUUUCACAUGGGGCGUCCCUAUAAAGUAAGACACACAAGACUUUACAUUUUAAAUAUUAAUUAAGUUACAGAUAGACCGAUAAUCGGUUUCACCGAUAUUUUAACCGAUAUUUCCAAUUAAUCGGUUAUCGGUUCUUUAACAUGGGGAGUCCCUAUAAAGUAAGACACACAAGUCUUUACAUUUUAAAUAUUAAUUAAGUUACAGAUAGACCGAUAAUCGGUUUCACCGAUAUUUUAACCGAUAUUUCCAAUUAAUCGGUUAUCGGUUCUUUAACAUGGGGCGUCCCUAUAAAGACAUAAACUUGAAAUUGUAAGUAUUAAUUGAGUUAGAGAUAGACCGAUAAUCGGUUUGACAUAUUUUUAACCGAUAUUUAAACUUUUCCACUUAAUCGGUACUUUAACAUGGGACUUAUAAAUUAAGACACAAUUAAAUAAUUAUUUAUUUAGGGGCUUUGAAUAAGUGAAUAUUGCAACUGAAAAUAAUUUAAUUGAUUAUUUGUAGACUGUGCGCAAUAAUAAUUUUCUAAAACGGGCUAUUCACCUUCAGAGGAUAGUGAUAAAUGUUAUUGUGUCUUUCUAAAACAUUGUUAAAGCAUAUUGUUCAUCGGACACUAAAAUAGUCAGUCAUUAAAAUACAAUUUCAGUCAAUCUCUUAUUUACUUGAGAAGCAAAAUGACAAAAUAAUCUUCAUUGAAAUCUAACAAGAUUAAGUGUCAUUUAUUCUUGCAACAAGACAAAAACCUCAUUCAAAAGGCAAACAAAAAUAGUUUUAACCAUGAACCCCACCACAUAUAUCUGAAAACAAUACUUAAUAUGUCAUUCUGCUCACAAGUAAUUGUUUAUUAAGGAGCGUUAAAUAUUUUUACUACAAAAUAAGUGACUGUUUAGUGAAAAACACCCCUGAUGUGAAGAUGAAUCUUAUGAAACUGUCAAGAACAUGUUUAGCUCAUAUUUCACCACAUUUUUGUUUUGUGCUUAAGUAAAAUUAACCCUAUUUUUUUUUCCCCCCUUUCUGAUUUUAAAAUAAAAUGCACAUUUUCAUGGGUGACGUGGAUGAGACAUGAGUGAGGUUAAGCGAUGGAGAAGUCAUUAAUAUUUGCAUUACUGUGCUCUGUUGUGUGUCAUGUUCAAAGGUGUUUUGAGAAAUGUCCCAAAGAUGCACACUAGUCAUAACUAAGCUAAACACGAGCCGUUUCCGGGACGUUCUGAUUUAGACCAGAUGAAGCUUCGUUUCGGGUGUUUCCACAACACUCAUCUGGCGUAAAAGCAGAUGUCAUCAGCCAUUAUUUGAUCUUAUAACCACCACAUAAUAACAUGAACACAAAUCACACAUUAAAAUCAUGAAAUAUGCCGCCGCAACCACCAGUUUAUCAUGUUUAUGUCCUGAACGAUUAUACUUAUGAGACUUCAUAGAAAUCAAAGUGAAUUUUCAUGCGGCCUCUGAAGUUAUCAUGUUUAUGGAUAAUGUUAUAUAUAUAUAUAUAUAUAUAUAUAUAUAUAUAUAUAUAUAUAUAUAUAUAUAUAUAUAUCAUAUUUCUCAUAGUGGCAAGUCUUUUCUGGAGCGCAGUGUGUGUGUGUGUGUAUAAAUGGAUACUGUAAAUGAUGUUUUAAAUGUUUCUCUGUUAUUGGCUGUGAAGUUGAUUGACAGAAGGGUGGUUUGUAAUUCUGUUUGUCAAUGUGAAAAAUAACAUUUAUUUCCUCUUGCUGCAACCAGAUUGGCUGGUUUGGACCUUUUGAUUAAAGCGAGCCGAAAGAUGAGUAGAACGUGACCACGCCCGGUUUGAUUAAGUCAUCAUUCGUAUGAUUGACUGGGCGUGGCCUCAAAGUAGGCAGAAUUUAGAGAUGAUUAAGUCUUACUGGGUGACUUUACUGAACAUUUCUCGUUUGUCUUCUUCCUUUUUGCAUAUCACUGGUUAAUCAAACCUAAACGUUUGUAAUUAAAGUCUUUUUUCCAUAAAAAAAAAAAAAGUG
Xyrauchen texanus (razorback sucker) is the source of this 4940-nucleotide messenger RNA. Its product is annotated as E3 ubiquitin-protein ligase RNF5-like. The record is from RefSeq and is a predicted model, not a curated record. NCBI's taxonomy places the organism in Eukaryota, Metazoa, Chordata, Actinopteri, Cypriniformes, Catostomidae. The transcript has 6 exons. The coding region runs from base 43 to 654 and encodes 203 amino acids. Gene Ontology annotation, biological process: ubiquitin-dependent protein catabolic process. Gene Ontology annotation, cellular component: endoplasmic reticulum. Gene Ontology annotation, molecular function: ubiquitin protein ligase activity; ubiquitin-like protein conjugating enzyme binding; metal ion binding.